GACCAUGUCUGAAACUGCACCUGAAGUUGCAGCAGCAGCUGCCCCAACUCCAGCCUCCAAGGCUCCAGCUAAAAAGGCAAAGAAGGCGGCGGGGGGUUCGAAACUCCGGAAGCCUUCAGGCCCCAGCGUGACCGAGCUGAUCACUAAGGCAGUGUCAGCCUCUAAGGAGCGCAAAGGGCUGUCUUUGGCUGCUCUUAAGAAAGUUUUGGCAGCUGGCGGGUACGAUGUAGAAAAGAACAAUAGUCGUAUUAAGCUGGGGCUGAAGAGUCUGGUGAGCAAAGGCAUUUUGGUACAGACCAAAGGUACUGGUGCCUCUGGUUCCUUCAAACUCAACAAGAAGCCGGGUGAGAUCAAGGAAAAGGCACCCAAGAAAAAGCCUGCGGCAAAGCCGAAGAAACCAGCUGCCAAGAAACCCGCCAGCGCCGCUAAGAAGCCUAAGAAAGCUACGGCAGUGAAAAAGAGCCCGAAAAAAGCCAAGAAACCAGCAGCUUCCGCGGCCAAGAAAACAGCCAAGAGCCCGAAAAAGGCCAAACCUGCAAAGCCUAAGAAGGCAGCUAAGAGUCCGGCUAAGGCCAAGGCGGUGAAGCCCAAGGCUGCCAGGCCCAAGCUAAACAAACCCAAAGCAGGAAAGGCUAAGAAGGCAGCGCCCAAGAAGAAGUGAAGCUGUUUGAAGAGAACUCGAAUCUCGUGCAAACAAACCCAACGGCUCUUUUAAGAGCCACCCAUCCCUUCCCCAAGGAGCUGAAACACCUAGUGUGCUGUGCAUCAAAGAUUGCUUUGGUGGAGGACCGGCUCUAGCAGUUUCUUCACCUUUUAUAACAUUCCAAAACCUCAUUUUCUGUAUAAUUUAAGAAACCAAUUUUAAUCUCUGAACCAGAAACAAUUUAGAAAAAUGUAAUGGGUGGGUUUUUUUUUUUUUUUAAACUAUGCUCGCAGGGAUUCUAGCCGUUUAGAUUUUGCGGUUAGAGCUCGUCCCGCUGGCAAUUUAGAACGCCCUUCUCGGUUUAUUUUGCUUAGCUGUUGGGAAUGUAUCACCGGUUAAGCAGUGCGAAGAAUAGUAGUUUUGCGGGAAUUGGGGAAAAUUUGAAAAAUCCGCGCUUUUUAUCAACUGGAUAAUUUGAAAAAUCCGCGUUAUACGACGAUUAGUCUGGUCCAUGACGCCCCUCUUUCCCUUCCGCCCCUGGGUUUCUUUGACUUCAGUGAAUCCACUCCAUUUACCCGUACAAAUUAAAUAUUCUGCUUUAAUGUUUUAAAUUACAGAAUUUUUCUAAAAUUGAGUUGAUUUAUAGCUAUUUCCGCCUAUACUCUACUAAUGAAAAUACAUAAAUUUUAAUUUUAGCCCUAAUUUAAUCGGAACGGUAGAUUAGUUUUAUUUAUAAAAAUUCGAGAGGCAAGUUUCGUCCAAAUCACUCUACAAAAAUUAUUUCACGUAAUAAAAAGUAAACCAGGAUUUAAGCAACAGGGAGAACAU
Messenger RNA from Mauremys reevesii (Reeves's turtle), 1471 nucleotides. RefSeq names its product histone H1-like. Gene Ontology annotation, biological process: nucleosome assembly. The record is from RefSeq and is a predicted model, not a curated record. Gene Ontology annotation, molecular function: DNA binding; structural constituent of chromatin. Bases 5 to 661 code for a protein of 218 amino acids. NCBI's taxonomy places the organism in Eukaryota, Metazoa, Chordata, Testudines, Geoemydidae. Gene Ontology annotation, cellular component: nucleosome. The transcript has a single exon.